This is a messenger RNA of Anastrepha ludens (Mexican fruit fly), 979 nucleotides long. RefSeq names its product neprilysin-3 (gene Nep3). Bases 95 to 979 code for a protein of 294 amino acids. The record is from RefSeq and is a predicted model, not a curated record. NCBI's taxonomy places the organism in Eukaryota, Metazoa, Arthropoda, Insecta, Diptera, Tephritidae. Gene Ontology annotation, molecular function: metalloendopeptidase activity. The transcript is spliced from 3 exons. Gene Ontology annotation, biological process: protein processing. Gene Ontology annotation, cellular component: plasma membrane.
GAAUAACUAUUUGGUAUGGCAGGCGGUGCGCACUUUGACGUCGUGCCUGUCAAAACCUUUUCGAGACGCUUAUAAAGGUGUGCGCAAAGCUUUAAUGGGCUCAGAUGGAGGAGAAGAAAUAUGGCGCUACUGUGUAGCAGAUACAAAUAACGUUAUUGGUUUUGCAGUAGGUGCAAUUUUCGUACGCCAAGCUUUUCAUGGUGAAUCGAAACCAGAAGCUGAGCAUAUGAUCAAUGAAGUCCGCGAAGCAUUUAAAGAAAAUUUAAAUAAUCUAACGUGGAUGGACAAGCGAACACGUGAACGUGCAAUUGAUAAAGCUAAUGCAAUAACAGAUAUGAUUGGUUUUCCUGAUUACAUUCUAAAUCCGCGAGAGUUAGAUAAAAAGUAUGCGGACUUAGAAAUUGUGCCUAAUGAAUAUUUUGAAAAUAAUAUUCAAGUUGCUAUGUAUAAUUUGAAGACCAAUUUAGAGAAAUUAGAUCAACCUGUAAACAAGACUCAUUGGGGUAUGACUCCUCAAAUGGUAAACGCCUACUAUACGCCUACAAAAAAUCAAAUCGUUUUUCCUGCUGGUAUACUACAAUCACCUUUUUACGAUACUAACAAUCCAAAAAGUCUUAACUUCGGCGCAAUGGGCGUUGUUAUGGGGCAUGAACUAACGCAUGCAUUCGAUGACCAAGGACGAGAAUAUGACAAGUUUGGUAACAUACAUCGAUGGUGGGAUAAUAAGAGUAUUGAAAGGUUUAAUGAAAAAGCUGAAUGUAUUCAACGACAAUAUGGAAGUUAUAAAAUGAACGGGCGCACAUUAAAUGGGAAACAAACCUUAGGAGAAAAUAUUGCUGAUAACGGGGGUCUGAAAGCAGCUUAUUAUGCUUUCUUAAAAUCAAAAUCAACCAAAGAUGCCGACACUUUGAAGUUGCCUGGACUUAAUUUGACUCAUAAGCAGCUAUUUUUUAUAUCAUUUGCGCAACCAAUCUGUUAG